Molecule: messenger RNA, 1317 nt
Organism: Aegilops tauschii subsp. strangulata
Lineage: Eukaryota; Viridiplantae; Streptophyta; Magnoliopsida; Poales; Poaceae
Source: RefSeq, a predicted model, not a curated record
CUCACACAGGACGACCAUCACUCGUGAGCAGCUAGCUAGUUCAUCAUGGCCAAGCCGACGGUGCCUCGGAUGAAGCUGGGCUCGCAGGGGCUGGAGGUCUCCGCGCAGGGCCUCGGCUGCAUGGGCAUGUCCGCCAACUACGGCCCGGCGAAGCCGGACGAUGACAUGCUCGCGCUCCUCCGCCACGCCUUCGCCGCCGGCGUCACUCUCCUUGACACCUCCGACGCCUACGGCCCCUUCACCAACGAGCUCCUUCUCGGAAAGGCGCUCCAGGGAGGGUUGUUGGCGACCGGUGGGGCGGGAGUGCAGGUGGCCACCAAGUUCGGGGUCAAGUUCACCGAGGCGCCGCCGGGGUGGGAGUUCUGCGGCUCGCCGGCGUACGUCCGGCAGGCGUGCGAGGCCAGCCUGCGGCGCCUUGGAGUCGACUGCAUCGAUCUCUACUACCAGCACCGCAUCGACACCCGUCUGCCCAUCGAGAUCACGAUGGGCGAGCUGAAGAAGCUGGUGGGGGAGGGCAAGAUAAAGUACGUCGGCUUGUCGGAGGCCUCCGCUUCCACCAUAAGAAGAGCCCACGCCGUCCAUCCCAUCACCGCCGUGCAGCUCGAGUGGUCUCUCUGGACCAGAGACUCUGAAGAGGAGAUCAUCCCUACCUGCAGGGAGCUUGGCAUCGGCAUAGUGGCAUACAGUCCCCUUGGCAGGGGAUUCUUCGGUUCAGGAGCAAAGUCCGCAGAUAAUUUCUCAGAACGCGAUAUCCGCAAGAAUCUGCCUCGUUUCCAGGCCGAGAACCUGGAGCACAACCAGCGGAUCUUCGAGAGGGUGAACGAGAUGGCGACGAGGAAAGGAUGCACGCCGUCGCAGCUCGCUCUGGCCUGGGUUCACCACCAGGGACCAGACGUGUGCCCGAUCCCGGGGACUACCAAGAUGGACAACUUCGACAGCAACCUCGCGGCGCUCGCACUCAGGCUUACGCCGGAGGAGAUGGCUGAGCUAGAAUCUUACGCUGCCGCAGACGCUGUCAAAGGGUUCAGGACCUACAAUGCAGCUAACACGUGGAUGAGCUCGGAUACUCCUCCGCUCGAGUCGUUCAAGGGAGAGUGACCGACUAAUUGUGUCACCUCACUUGUAUGGUUGGAUUCCCCUUUAACAUUUGUGUACGAGUAGUUCAGUGUGGGGAGUAGUAGCCCUGCUUCUGUUCUUGUGUGCGCCACCGUCUACACUUUUCUUGGAGUCUUCUUUCCUUGUGAUGCUUUUAUACCUUUCUCCACCGUAUGUUGAAAUUUAAUAAAGCUCCAAAAUCGUACCAUAUGCGUUUAUAAA